Molecule: messenger RNA, 759 nt
Organism: Ictidomys tridecemlineatus (thirteen-lined ground squirrel)
Lineage: Eukaryota; Metazoa; Chordata; Mammalia; Rodentia; Sciuridae
Source: RefSeq, a predicted model, not a curated record
GAGUAGGAGGCACCUUUAAUUCUCUGGUACACAGUUUGUCUGAGGAAGAGAUUUGUCCGUUGGAAGAGAGGAAGUCACUACAGAGUGCUGAGAAACAACAGGGUUUCCGAAAUGAGAGUUCAAACAUCAGCCAAAAGCCAGAAGUCCUCCCUCAGUGAAAUGCUGCUGCUACUUGUAUUAGCCGUUCUCUACCCAGGUGGGGACAAUCAGGGAGCCUCCCAGGAGCCAACCUCAUUCCACCUCAUCCAAAUCUCAUCCUUUGUCAACAGCACCUGGAUACAAUAUCACGGCUCAGGCUGGUUGGAUGACCUGCAGAUUCAUGGUUGGAAUAGUGUGGCGGACACUGCCAUAUUCCUGAAGCCCUGGUCGAAGGGCAAUUUCAGUGAUGUGGAGAUAUCUGAUUUGGUGGAGCUGUUUCGGGUCUAUACCUUUGCAUUCAUUCGAGAAAUGCGGGCCCACGUCCAUGCGUUCCACUUGGAAUACCCCUUUGAGAUCCAGGGCAUAGCAGGCUGUGAGCUGCAGCCCGGGGGAGCCAUCCUGAGCUUCUUAAGGGGGGCUUUAGGAGGCCUGGACUUUGUUUUAUCAGGAAAUCUGUCAACCCUCGUCAUGUCUUCUCUCCCAUUUGGAAUAAGUACAAGAAGUCCAGAAGCUUCGGAUGUUAGCCCAGCCGACAAUCUCAUGACAUUGCAUCCAGUGAUCAUGGAUUUUGAUCAAAUAAUAGUCCUCGUAGUUUCAAACAAUAAUCAUAAUGAAAAAUAA